AUGGCUACACCUGAGGAUGAGGUACUGAACGAAACCAACGAGACAUUGACCAACGUAACUGGUAGAGAAGCAGCCACUCGAGAAGGCCUUAUCACUGCAUACACAUUCUUGUUCGGCAUGGCUUUAAUCCCAAUAUUCAUCGGUUCUAUAAGAUCAGUUACGUACCAUUACAAUCUUUGGAAUUGGAUCUUGAACAAUGUUAUGGGUGUGGCCUUUUGUUUUAAUGCCAUUGAAAUGAUUUCAUUGGAAAGGUUUGUUUCCUGUGUUGGAUGUUUAUUAUUAGGUGGUUUGUUUAUGUACGAUAUAUUUUGGGUUUUUGGUACUGAUGUCAUGGUAACAGUUGCUAAGUCUUUUGAUGCACCAAUCAAAUUGAUGGUACCAUUGGAUCUACCAGAAAAGGGUCUGGCUGCUUCUAAUUUUGGAAUGUUGGGUCUUGGUGAUAUUGUUAUUCCUGGUAAGUACAGGGUCUGUUUUAUUGCACUUCUAUGUCGAUUUGAUUUCAGCCAUCACCCAUCAAAAAUAAGGAGCUAUUUCUAUUUAAGCUUCAUUGCUUAUAUUAUCGGUCUUGGAACAACUAUAGCUAUAAUGCACAUCUUCAAAGCUGCACAACCUGCUCUGUUGUAUCUAGUACCAACUUGUGUUGGUACUCCAUUAUUAUUGGCAGUUGUAAGAGGAGAACUAGUACCUCUAUUCUCAUAUGAAGAUUACCCCAAGAAGAAAGAGGAAACAACAGCUAAUAGUUCCCCAGGGAGUGUUACUGAUGGUGAUGUGGUUACCAUGCCAACAACUACUAUAAAUAGUGAUUGA
Molecule: messenger RNA, 807 nt
Organism: Gigantopelta aegis
Lineage: Eukaryota; Metazoa; Mollusca; Gastropoda; Neomphalida; Peltospiridae
Product: minor histocompatibility antigen H13-like
Exons: 8
Coding region: 1-807 (268 amino acids)
Biological process (GO): membrane protein proteolysis
Cellular component (GO): cytoplasmic side of endoplasmic reticulum membrane; membrane; lumenal side of endoplasmic reticulum membrane
Molecular function (GO): aspartic endopeptidase activity, intramembrane cleaving
Source: RefSeq, a predicted model, not a curated record